Messenger RNA from Brassica napus (rape), 765 nucleotides. RefSeq lists its product as uncharacterized. Bases 329 to 634 code for a protein of 101 amino acids. The record is from RefSeq and is a predicted model, not a curated record. The transcript has a single exon. NCBI's taxonomy places the organism in Eukaryota, Viridiplantae, Streptophyta, Magnoliopsida, Brassicales, Brassicaceae.
GUGCAUUUAUUCUCGAAACACAUGGUUUCAUUCUCAGUCGUUCAAUGCUUCUAGUUUUUUUUUUGUUUAAUAUAGUUUGUUACUAGUUAAUGCUUAUUAGAAUAUUGUUGGUCCUCGGGACCAAGGUAACAUUAAAGUCUCACCAGAUUCUUGGCUGGAUUAACGAGGAGGAGGACAUGACUUUCACACUAGCGAGAGAGAGCACAUAGGUUUGCGCCAAUAAGAACACAGUGCGUAAACAUAAAGCAAAACGGUAUAGUUUAUAAACCACUCUACAAAAGAGAGGAGUGAGGGAACAUAACAGAGCCUCCACUGGUCUCAGGUUCCGAUGAGUGACAAGCUCGUCUUCAGAAGCAGUACUGGGGUAGACUGUUACUACUUGGGAGCUUAUGGAGAGUAUUUGGAGAAGAGACAGAUGUUUCUCAGGAGCUACCAGUUCUCCAGGAAACAGAGCUUCACGGAGAAGGCUACGAGAUCUGCGAGGAGAGUGAAGAGGUUUGUGUGGACGAAGUUGAGAACAGCUAAGAGGUGGAAACGCGUUGUCUGGUCUCGACUCAGAACGGCGUUUUUCUACCGCCGGAAACGCUUUUUCCGUCUACUUCACUUACACGACGAACCUUCUUACUGCUUCUAAAGGUUUUAGAUUUGGUUGAACUCUUCAGAUGUAGUUUUCGUUACCGUCUUUGGUUAUGUUAUGUUAUGCUCAGAUCAACCACUGUAUAAUCUCGUUAUUGAUCAAAACAAUUGCAAUUUUUUCGUUAUAAA